This is a messenger RNA of Heterocephalus glaber (naked mole-rat), 3551 nucleotides long. The record is from RefSeq and is a predicted model, not a curated record. Lineage: Eukaryota; Metazoa; Chordata; Mammalia; Rodentia; Bathyergidae.
AGAGUUUUGGGGUGGUAGCUGCCAGUAAAGUAGAAAGAGACUCAGGCAGCUUCCGCCCUUGUCUGAUAAUAAGGAAUUCUGUUAAAGCAGGGCAGACUUAGGAACUAAGUAAGCAUUCUGUUAAUUGUGCUAAUUCCUAGAACCUGUGCAGCUUAGUUUGCACUAAAACUAGAAUGUCAAGACUUUAUUGACUGUCCUGUGGAUUCUGGAGCCAACUACAUUGCCAGUAAGCGGUGCGACCUUGGGCAGCGUGGCCUUCUCUGCCUGUUUCCUUUAUCUGUAGAAUGCUGAUAAGCACAAUUGCUAUUUCACAGACAGUAUCUUAAGAUUGAGUUAGUAUGUGUGCGAUUCUUAGGUUAUGUAUAUAGUGCAUAAGUGCUGUGCUCACACGUGUGUAGUGUUGGGGCUUCUCACCGCUUCACAUUGGCAAGUAGUGGGUCAGGAGGCCCGUGUGUGCUCCACACAGGAUGAGUGGGGCCAGGAAGGAAGGGCACCCUUUGUGGAAUGCACCGAGUUUCGAGCAGACUCCCCCAGGGUCUCGGAGGGCAUCAGAAAGGUGCGAGAGUGUCGCUGUAUGGUGGGAGAAGUCCCCAAGUUAGCCUGGACAGGCGAGAGGAGAGUGUGUACCAGGUGAGAUCUGGCCCCGGCGCAACUCUCCCGCCCUCUAAGAACCCUCGGGAUGGCAUAGGUGCCACCUGGAUGAGCCCAGCUGCUCUUCUCCAGACCCUUCAUCUCUCACACCCACGCGGUCCUCUUCGCCCUGGGAAGUAGCGAAGUCACAGGUUUUGGGGGUUAGGAUGUAGACAUCUUUGGGGGACUGUAAUUCGCCCUGCUGCAGCUCUGUGACACUCUGCAGCCAGUGCCAAGAAGAAAAGUGCUGGGAUCUGUGUGCACUGACACAAGGAGGCCUCUGAUGCAGAACGGGGAUUCCUGUUCAGUGAAAACAAGGAAGUUGUAAAACAGAGUGGUGUGGUGCCUUCUCUUGUGUUUUGUUUUAACAAGGACUGUUUCUAUACAUGUAGGACGAUAGAAGAAUGCACACUACACAUGAUACACAGAAGAUGUCCCUGGUAGAUUUGGGGAAGAAGCUUUUAGAAGCGGCGCGUGCAGGUCAAGACGAUGAAGUCCGUAUUUUGAUGGCAAAUGGAGCUCCUUUUACUACAGACUGGCUGGGAACAUCUCCACUGCACCUGGCAGCGCAGUAUGGCCACUACUCCACCACAGAGGUGCUGCUCCGAGCCGGCGUGAGCAGGGAUGCCAGAACCAAAGUGGACCGGACGCCCUUGCACAUGGCGGCCUCCGAGGGCCACGCCAGCAUCGUAGAGGUCUUGCUUAAGGUGAACCUGUGCCAAGGAAACACAGUGCAAGCCGCCAGUGCAAAUCGCAUUGUUAUACAUACAGCACAUCUUUAUCUGCCUGGCUACAUUCAAGUGCUUCAUAGCCACAUGUGUCUACUGGGUUUCAGGUUGAACAGUUCUUCAUGUAACAGAUUAGAUAAGAUUGCUAUGCAGAACCAAAUCAACACCAACCCAGAGAGCCCCGACACUGUGACGAUACACGCCGCGACACCACAGUUCAUCAUCGGACCUGGAGGGGUGGUGAACCUAACAGGUCUGGUAUCUUCAGAAAAUUCAUCCAAGGCAACAGAUGAAACGGGUGUGUCUGCUGUCCAGUUUGGAAACUCCUCUACGUCAGUAUUAGCUACAUUAGCUGCCUUAGCUGAAGCUUCUGCUCCAUUGUCCAAUUCUUCAGAAACUCCAGUAGUGGCCACGGAGGAGGUGGUUACAGCAGAGUCCGUGGAUGGUGCAAUUCAGCAAGUAGUCAGCUCAGGGGGUCAGCAGGUCAUCACCAUAGUUACAGAUGGGAUCCAGCUCGGAAACUUGCACUCUAUUCCGACCAGCGGGAUAGGUCAGCCCAUCAUUGUGACCAUGCCAGACGGACAGCAAGUGUUAACAGUUCCUGCGACAGACAUUGCUGAAGAAACUGUUAUAAGUGAAGAGCCGCCAGCUAAGAGACAAUGUAUUGAAAUAAUUGAAAACCGGGUGGAAUCUGCAGAAAUAGAAGAGAGAGAAGCUCUUCAGAAACAGCUGGAUGAAGCGAAUCGAGAAGCACAGAAAUACCGGCAGCAGCUUCUUAAGAAAGAACAGGAAGCAGAGGCCUACAGACAGAAGCUGGAAGCUAUGACUCGUCUUCAGACUAACAAAGAAGCUGUCUGAUUGAAACAGAUGCACGGUUUGGUUUUACUCUUGGUCAAGAAAGAACGCGGCCUCGAACUGUUUGCAACACGGGUGCAGCCGUGGGAAUGCAGAAGAAGAGGCUACCCAGGGAUAACUGGGCUUGCUGUGAGCUGGGAACUCUUGUAACAUAGAACUUUAGAAGUUGUGAAAUGUAUUUAAAACUGAAUUCUGUAAAUAGUUUGUUUUUUUUUUACAGUUCCAAAUGAGUUGAUAAAGAUUGUUGAUGAGAUCCAAAACCACAAUAAACCACUGUUAUUGUGAAUUCUUUUUGGUUUUAGUAUGGAGAUCAGCUUCUCAGAAACAGAAGUCUUAAGGGUGACCGUUGUUGGUUAGACCAAAUGUUGUGUGAUAAUUAUGGUGGAUUGAUGCUGGAAUUACUCUUGUAGGAAUAAACUUCUUUAUGGAGAGAAGAUUUCUCCCAGGAAAUCUCUGUACAGCUUUAAGUUGUCUCAGAUUCUCUGAAAACUUUUUAGAAAGCAAAACUUUUAUAUUUGUUCAAUUUCAACUAUACCCAAGUAGAUUUACAUGUAUAUGAAGCAAAUAUUUUUUAAACCUUCUGUUUGUACAUAUUCUGCAUGUUUUAUAAUUUCAAAAUGCAUCACUUGCAUAGGUAUUUUUCCCACAAAGACGAUGAAAGUUAGUGGGAAAAAAACCCCUUUUAUUCUGUAGGUCACUGAAACUAAGUAAGCUGGCAGCUGGUUUUAUUGGAACGACAGUGUUCUUGGAAGGAGCAGCUUACAAGAGAACUUGAAUUUACAAAGUCUGCGAAAUCUAUGCUUUUUUGAAAAUUUCAUUGUGGGGACGUGAAACUGUAUUCUGUGCCUUCCAUCAUGAUUUCCACAUGAAAGCACUUUAAGGCACCGGAUUUUAAGAUGACGUUUUUGGAAAACUCAGUGCAUAUGGGUUUCUGCAAUAUUUCAUGGACUUAGCCUCCCCCUUCCCUGGGAAAUUAUUCUUAUGGAAGAAAUUGCUUUUGUAUGUAGAACAAGAACUUUUGUACUACAGUGAUGCUAUAGAUAUGGCUAAUGGACCUCUUCCUUCUCCCCUUGAAAGCUCCGCAUCUUUCUGUGACUUGCUCUCACUACAAUAUUGUUAAAGUCCUCAAUUUAUUAAUCUGGAAGACUGUUCAUUCUUUUUUUUUGUAAAACAUCAAGCCCUUUUUUCUUGCUUUACUUUUUAAUGUUUUAUUGCUUUAUGAAAAUGUUUAACCUGAAAACCCCUCUAGAUUACCUAUACUGUAUAAAGAAGCAGUUACCCUUAAAACUGUACUCUGGCCUACUUUUCUAUUUUACAAUUAAAUAUCUUUUCCACAUA